This is a messenger RNA of Cylas formicarius (sweet potato weevil), 1347 nucleotides long. RefSeq lists its product as uncharacterized. The coding region runs from base 1 to 1347 and encodes 448 amino acids. The record is from RefSeq and is a predicted model, not a curated record. The transcript is spliced from 2 exons. Lineage: Eukaryota; Metazoa; Arthropoda; Insecta; Coleoptera; Brentidae.
AUGGCCAACUUAGAUAACAACUUGCUAACCCUGAAUCUAAAAUUAGCAAAUUCCAUGCAUAACGAGGACUGGGACAAAAUAGAUAGACUUACUUAUGGAACAAUGGAAGCGACAAGGGAUUCUGCAACCAGGAGACAAAUUAAGAAAUUCAAUGACCUUCAAACUAAGUCAAGUGAAUCUCCCAGCACUGAUUUGUCAAGGACUGUGGUAAACCUGUCUCAGCGGAAAUUAUCAGCAGAAGAAACGAGCAUCCUCUCGAAAGGCGGGAACUUCGCAAUCACACCGGACUCUGUACCAUUUGAAGACAUCAUUGCAAACAUUGAAUCAGGAAUUCGUAACCUGCAAGCAGAUAUCGCAAAGGAAAUUCGCACAGAAAGUGCCAGAAUUUUACGCCGGGCGAAGCCACCGAAGAGUAAUGUCUCAUCGAAGGAAAAGAGAGCAAUUAGAGACCUCAAUAAAGACAUAAGCGUUAUAGUCCUUCCAGCUGACAAGGGGAACGCGACUGUAGUACUAAAUACCGUAGACUACGAAAAGAAAAUUGGUGAUCUGCUAGACCCCAAAACAUACAAAAAGUUGCAACAGGACCCAACCAACCGCAUCCUAAAGAAAACAAAUACGUUAAUCAAGAAGUCAUCUAUCGAACCAGAAAUCCAGCGAAAACUAAGCAAUUCGGAGGCAGUACCCUUGAGACCCAUAGUUAGCGCUAUAGGUUCCCCGACUUACAAUCUCGCCAAGCAUCUAACCAAACUCCUUGAACCACUCAUAGGGAGGACAGCAUCACACAUCAAGGACUCGACUCAGUUUAUACAGAAGAUCAAAAACAUCACAUUGUCACCCAAAGACAUAUUAGUGAGCUUCGAUGUUGUUUCUUUGUUCACUAUGGUGCCAGUCAAAGAGACUUUGGAUUUAAUAUCUGCACGUUUUCGGAACGAUGUCACAGAACUUUUCCGACACUGCUUAACCACCACUUAUUUCCAAUGGAACAAGGAGUUUUAUGAACAAGUGGACGGUGUAGCCAUGGGAAGCCCAUUAAGCCCGGUCAUAGCAAAUUUUUUCAUGGAAAAGUUUGAACAGCAGGCAUUAAAUACUGCCCAAAAGAAGCCCAAGUGUUGGUUCCGCUACGUGGACGACACAUUUGUAAUAUGGAGCCACGGCGAAAAGGAGCUUCAAAUCUUCUUGGCGCAUCUCAAAUCCAUUAACAAUAAAAUAAAAUUUACCAUGGAGACAGAAAAGGACGGCAGGUUGGCAUUCUUAGAUGUGCAGGUAGAAAGGCGACCAAAUGGAAAAUUGGGUCAUAAAGUUUAUCGAAAACCCACUCACACGGAACGACCUGAACAAAUUAUCUAA